Messenger RNA from Penicillium taxi, 357 nucleotides. RefSeq lists its product as uncharacterized. The record is from RefSeq and is a predicted model, not a curated record. The transcript is spliced from 3 exons. The coding region runs from base 1 to 357 and encodes 118 amino acids. NCBI's taxonomy places the organism in Eukaryota, Fungi, Ascomycota, Eurotiomycetes, Eurotiales, Aspergillaceae.
AUGUCUGAUCCUAAAGGUCCUUUCCGUUUGGUUACUGUCAAUACUGCACCGGAGCGUGCCAAACGACUCAUCGGUCGUCUCGCCGAGACGUUGAGUGACCGGUACACCAUCAUCCAUGUCGACAACUGCGAGAAAAUUGAAGAAGUGGAGCCUAAGGUGAAGGAGCACAUGCCGGACGUCCUGUUCAGCGCAUCGAUGUGGACAGCCGAUGAGGCCAAACAGAUCCAUGGAAUCGCCAAGUCGAUCAAUCCGGACAUAAAGCUGCAUGCUAUUCCCACCGGCUUGCAGGUCGAGCGCGGUCCUGACGCUAUUGUUGAGUACUUGUGCGAGAAAGUACCUCCUCUGCUGGAUAGCUAG